This is a messenger RNA of Linum tenue, 432 nucleotides long. NCBI's taxonomy places the organism in Eukaryota, Viridiplantae, Streptophyta, Magnoliopsida, Malpighiales, Linaceae. The record is from the annotation of a GenBank genome assembly.
CUGAUCCAGCAGCUGGCCGAGAGCGACCCCAACCGCUACGGAACCCCUCCCGCCUUGAAAUCGGCCAUCGACGCCCUCCCUACCGUCAAGAUCACGGGCGAGGCCCUGAAUUCCGAGAUGAAUCAAUGCAUUGCAGUGUCCCCUACUUCUCCCCUGGCCCUAUCUUACUACCAGAAAAAACAGAGUACCCAAAAACAGAGGGUGGAAAGCAAGAAGAAGAAGAAGAAGAAGAAGAAGAAGGAUACAACCCAGAAGCGGGAAACAAGUUCUCUUUUCAGUGCUUCCUCCCUCGACAACGCCUAUUUCGGCGGAAGUUACUAUUGGUUCAAUAGCGACUGCAAAGAAGGACGAGAAGUCGACGAAGACAGAAUGGAUUACAGGUGCAUGCCACUUGACUGCUCUCCAUUUGUCAAUUUGAAGAUUAAACAGUAA